CUCUGUGAGACCGACAAAAUUCAUUUACUUAAAUACUCGGCCGUCGAGAUCAUGACCCUCAGGAUACUACUGGAUUACGAUCCCGAGUCAUGUAAUUGGCACGCUAUCCAUAAAUUCAAGUGUCAAUUCGGAGAUAAUUGCAAAAUAGAUGUCUUGAGGCGACGAUUCUGUAAGAAGUGUCGACUCAAGAAGUGCUUUGAAGUGGGCAUGAAAAAGGAAUGGAUACUGAAUGAGGACGAGAGGAAAGUUAGGAAAAUCAAAAUCGAGGAAAACCGCAAAAAGCGAAAGAACUCCGAAUUCACGCACUCCAUGAGCGAGACGUCCCAGAGCUCCGACACCAACAGCUGCGACAACACGUUAGACAUACUGAAGAAGUGCGAGGACCUGGAAAUCGACAACGAGAGGCUGUCGCGAGAGAUGUCCGAACUCGAGGAAUACAUACAAAACAAGGAGAUCCUGGAGGUGUCGGACAGUGUCUUCUAUAAGGCCGUCGAGUUUGAGUUCUCGCUCAUCAACUCAAUUGUCCGGCCGUUUGAGAUGAACAACAAGUUUACGGACAUUGAGGCCAACCGUAUGGCAGAGCUGGUGAACGCCACCAAAGUUCUGGCCACCAUUUUGCCCGACAAAUACGUGUCGGACUACCAGAGAGGUGUCAUCCAUGAGUUCAAACAGAACCGGAUUCCCAGUUCUAUCAACGAUAUCACGAAACUUAUGGCCAUUCAGUUGGAGAAUAUGGCCAUAAAGACGGUUCAGAUGACUAAAGAAUUGAGUAGUUUUGGUGUCCUCUGCGAGAGCGACAAACUGGUGCUCAUAAAGCACGGGUCGGUAGAUAUCUGUGCUGUUAGGUCGGUGCUGGGCUUUAACUUUCAAUACGAGUACUGGACUAUUGCUUUGGAUAACGAAAACUCAGUGCUUCUGAAUCUGGAUCUAUUGAAACAAUACAAGAAGAAUACGUAUACGAGUCACAAGAACUUCUUGAGGAAGAUUGAGUCCAUUUGGGAUUCAGACCCUAUUAUCAUUGAUUUGUUGACAGCAAUCCUACUGUUCAACCCGGAUAGGCCUAAACUUGUUCACAAAGAACUCGUUAAACUCCAACAACAUAUUUACAUGUAUUUACUUCAACGCUAUUUGAUAUCGAAAUAUCGGGUCGAAUGUGAGGCCAAAUCCAAGUUCUUAAGGCUAUUGAACUGUUUGACAGAUUUGCCGAUUUUGAACGAAACAGUGGCUCAGAAUUGGUUAGAGUCUGAUCCAGAGGAAUUCAUCAAAAAGUGUUUGGUUUGCGGCGACAGAGCUAUUGGCAAUAAUUUUGAUGCCCUUUCGUGCGAGUCAUGUAAAGCCUUCUUCAGGAGGAAUGCCGUCAAAAAUAAAGAAUUGAAGUGUCAUUUCGAUGACAACUGCGAGAUCGAUGUCCUCACCCGACGCUUCUGCAAGAAGUGUCGCCUCAAGAAGUGUUACGCAAUUGGGAUGAAAAAACUCUACUUAUUCUUCGCGGCCUUCUUAUCACACCACAGAUUAGUCCUGAGCUGGAGGAGUUCCCAAUCGUGUAGUAGUGGUUCGCCCGAAAGUGCUGAUAAUCAGGAUAAUGUGGACACUCUUGACCUGAAUGGUAUCGAACCGCUCGAAAUCCCUGACACUUUCGAUAUACCGGAUCUGGACAUCGAUAUCGACGAAAUCAAUACACAGAUAAUGGAAAUCGAGAAAUAUAUCAAAGACGAGGACGUCGUCGAUGGCGCUGAGGAGGACUCGGACGAGAUCUCAGACGUGGUCUACCAGAAGGCGGCUGAACUCGAGUUCACGGUAUUACCGAUCGCCCGACCCAUGGGUGAUAAAUAUCAGUUGAAUGAGAUGGAGAGCUAUAAACUGUCGGAGCUGUUUAACGCCACCACCUUUUUUAAGGAGCAGAUAGUACCCAUCACCUCACAGGCCAUGCAUUAUGAAGACAUGUGUAGUCUGUUGUGUAAGAAAGCAGAGGAGCAGACCCGACGUGUGAUAAAGAUGUCCAAACAUUUGACGUCUUUUAAUGAUAUCAACGAAGACGACAAGAUCUCACUCAUUAAGUUCGGGGCAAUGGAUCUGUUUUGCAUGCGGUCUGUCCCUCACUAUGACUAUACGAAUAAGACCUGGGUCUAUACCAUGCCUAGGUCACCAAGAGCUAAACCAUAA
Molecule: messenger RNA, 2163 nt
Organism: Oppiella nova
Lineage: Eukaryota; Metazoa; Arthropoda; Arachnida; Sarcoptiformes; Oppiidae
Source: the annotation of a GenBank genome assembly